This is a messenger RNA of Theobroma cacao (cacao), 2119 nucleotides long. RefSeq names its product Tetratricopeptide repeat (TPR)-like superfamily protein. NCBI's taxonomy places the organism in Eukaryota, Viridiplantae, Streptophyta, Magnoliopsida, Malvales, Malvaceae. The record is from RefSeq and is a predicted model, not a curated record. Gene Ontology annotation, cellular component: mitochondrion. Gene Ontology annotation, molecular function: protein binding.
AAAAACACCAAAAAAACGAGAAGCUCUGCAACCAAAAACGGCCACUUCGCUCCCUUCUACUUUGGCUGCAAAUCUCUUAAACCCUAGCCAAACCAAUAUGCUUCUCCAGCCUUCUUCCUUGCUGAAUCAUCGUGUUUCUCUCUCGUCGACGUCGUCUUACUCUCGACAGCUCCCUUGCCAGGUUCCCCAGCUUAUCCUUUCCCAAACCCAAAGUUACCAGAAGCUCCCAGUCACAUGCUCCAUUUCUCAAAUUCAUAGCUAUGGAACGGUAGACUAUGAAAGAAGACCCAUGAUCAAAUGGAACGCUAUAUACAAGAAAAUAUCGCUGAUGGAGAACCCUGAAUUGGGUUCUGCGUCUGUGUUGAAUGAAUGGGAGAAAGGAGGUAGGAAGCUCACCAAAUGGGAACUUUGUAGGGUUGUCAAGGAGUUGCGGAAGUACAAGCGUUACAAGCAAGCUCUUGAGGUGUAUGAUUGGAUGAACAACAGAGGAGAGAGGUUUAGAUUGUCUGCUAGUGAUGCUGCAAUUCAGUUAGACCUUAUUGCUAAGGUGCGUGGAGUUUCAAGUGCUGAAGAUUUCUUCGUUCAACUCCCAGAUACUAUGAAGGACAAGAGGAUAUAUGGGGCUCUUCUGAAUGCCUAUGUGCGGGCUAAAAUGCGAGAUAAGGCAGAAACAUUAAUUGACAACAUGAGGGGUAAAGGUUAUGCCAUGCAUCCCCUUCCAUUCAAUGUGAUGAUGACCCUCUAUAUGAACCUCAAGGAGUAUGAUAAAGUUGAGUCCAUGGUUUCAGAAAUGAUGGAAAAAAACAUACGCCUGGAUAUAUAUUCCUACAACAUCUGGUUGUCAUCUUGUGGAUCCCAAGGAUCUGUCGAAAAGAUGGAAGAAGUAUAUGAGCAGAUGAAACAAGAUCAAAGCAUCAACCCGAACUGGACAACAUUUAGCACAAUGGCAACGAUGUACAUCAAGAUGGGACUGACUGAAAAAGCUGAAGAAUGCUUGAGAAAUGUGGAGAGUAGGAUCACUGGUCGGGAUCGUAUACCUUAUCACUAUCUUAUUAGUCUUUAUGGUGGUGUUGGUAACAGAGAGGAGGUGUAUCGGGUAUGGAAGGUUUACAAAUCUAUUUUCCCCAGUAUUCCAAAUUUGGGUUUUCAUGCCGUGAUCUCAUCUCUGGUUCGGGCUGGUGAUAUUCAAGGGGCAGAAAGGAUUUAUGAGGAAUGGCUGACAGUUAAAACAUCUUAUGACCCUAGAAUAGCAAAUCUUCUCAUGGGGUGGUAUGUUAAAGAGGGAAAUUUGGAUAAAGCUGAGAGCUUAUUCAGUCACAUAGCUGAAGUGGGAGGAAAACCAAAUUCAAGCUCAUGGGAGAUUCUUGCUGAAGGGCAUAUCCUAGAGAAGAGAAUUCCCGACGCAUUGUCUUGCUUGAAGGAUGCUUUUGCAACUGAGGGGUCAAGGGGUUGGAGGCCGAAACCCACCAGUGUCUCCGCCUUCUUUAACCUCUGUGAGGAAAAGGCAGACAUGGCAAGUAGGGAGGUUUUUGUGGGAUUGUUAAGGCAAUCAGGAUGUCUCAAAAAUGAAGCUUAUGCAUCUCUCAUUGGCUUAUCUGAAGAAGCUCUCAGUGAAAGUGAAUUGCCAAGGGACAAAAAUAGAAAAAGCAGUUAUAGUUCCAGUGACGAGAAUCAGGAUGAUGGUUCUGAGGUGCUUAUCAACCAACUGCAGGGCACUGUGUGAUAUGCCUAUUGCCUUUUUGUAGAGGGAUGCUUGAUGUUUAAAUCUUAGGUGCAGGGAAAGUUUUUAUCUAUCUAUGGAAGUCAUGAGCGAGGGAAUAUCCACUGAUGUCAGCAAGGAAGGUAUUUCUCCAUCUCCAUGCAUUUCUGCAGGGGGAGCUUCACUUGGCAGAAGGAAAAACCCACCUUGUCCGAGGUCUGGCUGGAGGAGCCCUUUUCUACAACUCCCAGUUCCGGAUGUAUGAAUUUUCAAAUUUAAGCUUGUGUAGCUGCUCAAAGUGGCAGAAUUCCUCCCAUUUGUGAAAGGAAUAUGGGUAAUUUAACAAGCUUAUGACUUAAAAAUCCAGACAUGAAUCAGAUUGAAAUUCUACACAUAUUAUCUGAUGAUAAGCUGAUUGAA